Molecule: messenger RNA, 891 nt
Organism: Cantharellus anzutake
Lineage: Eukaryota; Fungi; Basidiomycota; Agaricomycetes; Cantharellales; Hydnaceae
Exons: 3
Coding region: 160-654 (164 amino acids)
Source: RefSeq, a predicted model, not a curated record
AUACACCGAGCAAAAUUUCGGACGUUGCGGCUCUGCAAUUUCCCAAACGAACUUCCUUCUACGAAAGCAUUUUCAUACGCAUCAUGUGCAUGCGGCGCGCAAUUGCGCUAGUACUGUCCUUCGUUCACCCUUCCACGCGAGCGCUAUCGCACUGGCGCAAUGUCUGAAAAAAAUACAUCCAAGAUUAUUCGUCCCCGUAACAAAGGAAAGCGUCCCACUCCCGGCUCGUCUUUGCAAGCAUCGCAUCCCUUGACCCCUUCGGAGUCCCCUGUUUCGCAGGUCCAUGUCACUAGUCCCAAUGUAUCUUCUGAUCACGACAACACCCAUCGCUAUCAGUUCAGAGGGUCGACGGGACCUUCAUAUCUUGAGCCCGCAGUGGCUGCUCAGCCUGUACCUUCCGGUGGUCGCCGCGCUGAUCCGACGGAACCAGCAUCUUCCACGGGCCGCAGAUUGUGGAAGAUCUGGGGGAAAUUUGCUCUCAAUCGUAGCAAGCCCAGCACUCCCGAUCUUGGUGAACAGUCGAGACCAUCCGCACCCCCCACCAGCCAUCCGUUGAUGAUAAAGUGCUACCUCCAUCUCCCCUCACCCCUACCGACAAUAUUGAUGAUCUCCUUGAGGCAUUUGGGUCGUAUACCACACCCGGCGAUCACCUGAACGUCCACGCACAAUUGGAUUGUGAGGGUAUCCACGUUUCUGGCAUAUCGGAGCUCACGGUCACUCCAUCAGCCAGCCUAAAGAAUGAUCGAAAAAAAGUAAUCAUUGGCGGUAUAACGCUGGUUCUACAAACUGCAGCCCAGGCUCUUAAGUUGGCCCCGGUUCGGGGUCUUGACACAAUUCCGAAUUUACUUCUGACGUGGCUCCAAGUUUACGAGUCUGUCGGUGGAAACGAUG